This is a messenger RNA of Penicillium verrucosum, 1305 nucleotides long. RefSeq names its product putative cofactor for methionyl- and glutamyl-tRNA synthetases. The record is from RefSeq and is a predicted model, not a curated record. Gene Ontology annotation, cellular component: methionyl glutamyl tRNA synthetase complex. The transcript is spliced from 2 exons. Lineage: Eukaryota; Fungi; Ascomycota; Eurotiomycetes; Eurotiales; Aspergillaceae. Bases 1 to 1305 code for a protein of 434 amino acids. Gene Ontology annotation, molecular function: tRNA binding.
AUGGCGACGGCAGCAGCACCCGAGACCUCUCUCCUCUCCCUUCUCUACCGGUCGUAUCCCGCCGUAAUCUCUUCCGAUUCGACCGAGCCCGACUACCUCCACGCCUCGGCCAAGAUCUUUCCUCAAGUCACCUUCAAUGAAGCAGAGGAAGCCGACAUCAAGCAAUGGCUCAACACCGUCUCCGGCCUGAAGACCUCUCUCGCCAAUGACCAAAAGGACGUCACCACCGGAAUCCUCCUCCAGCUGAACAUCCACCUCGCCACCCGCACCACCCUCCUCGGCGCGAAGCCCUCGGUCGCCGACAUUGCCAUCUACGCCAUCCUGGGCCCCGUCAUUGAGAAAUGGACCCCUGAAGAGCGCACCGGAGAAAAGGGCUACCACCACAUCGUGCGUCACAUCGACUUCGUACAGAACGGCCGUCUAUUCUCGCUCCAGAUCCCCGAGGAGGAGAAGAUCGCCAUCGACCUGAACGACGUCAAGUUCGUGCCCAAGCCCGUCGAUCCCAAGGAGGAGAAAGAGCGCAAGAAGCGCGAGAAAGCCAGCGCCCAAAACCCCGACGCCAACAACGAGUCCAAGCCCCUCGUCGUCGGCCAAGGCAAGGCCGAGCAAGCCGCCAAGGCCCAGACACAGGCCGGCGCCGACGCCGACGCCGCCCCCAGAAGGCUCCCAAGCCUGCUCCUGCUCCCGCUGCUCCCCCCCGCCCCAUCACUGAUUGACCUGCGUGUCGGACACAUCCUGCGCGCGAUCAACCACCCCAACGCGGACUCGCUGUUCGUCUCCACGAUCGACUGCGGUGACGCCCCAGGCAGCGACAACACCUCUCUCGAUGAGGAGACCGGCAAGACCGUGCGGACUGUGUGCUCCGGACUGAACGGACUCAUCCCGUUGGAGGAGAUGCAGGGCCGCAAGAUCGUUGCCGUGUGCAACUUGAAGCCUGUGACCAUGCGCGGCGUCAAGUCUUGCGCGAUGGUUCUCGCUGCGUCCCCGCGUGUUGCUGAAGGCGAGGACUCGCAUGCCGGCCCUGUCGAGCUUGUUAGCCCUCCUGCUGAUGCUCCUGCCGGUGAGCGGAUCAGCUUCGAGGGCUGGAAUGAUGGCCAGCCUGAGAAGCAGCUUAACCCUAAGAAGAAGGUCUGGGAGACUUUCCAGCCGGGUUUCACUACCACUGCGGAUCGUGAGGUUGCCUUUGAUAGCAGUGCUGUUCCCUCUGUCCACGGACAGGAGGGCAAGCCUGCUCUUGGAAAGCUGGUUGCUGCCUCUGGUGGUAUUUGCACUGUUAAGAGCUUGACUAAUGCUACUGUGCGGUAA